GAAAGGGAAAUCUCAAUGCCUUGCUAAGCGAAAUUUGAGACUGCAAAUUCACACAUGCAGCUCUAUUUGUUCAUUUUUCUCUCUCUUUUCUUCACUUAUGGCCAUUCCAAAACGGAUAUCUCUCUUGGUUACCAGCUCACUGUGGCAGUGCCUAUUGAAUACAGUUUGGGAUUCAUUGGGAGAGCUUUUUUGAUGGAGACGAAUGAAAUCACACCAACUUUUAAAACUGCAUUGAGUGUUGAAGCUCUGAAUGGCAAAUACUCAUGCUCCUUGGAAGUCUUUCUUGGAGAUGUCAAGGUUUGGAACUCUGGUCAUUACUCGAAGUUUUAUACUUCAAAUAUAUGCGUCCUUCAACUCACCCAAGAUGGAGAUUUGAGGUUGAAGGGUCCAAAAGACAGAGUUGGAUGGAGGACUGGGACUUCUGGACAAGGUGUGCAGAGGUUAGAGAUAUUAAGGACAGGAAAUUUAGUUCUGCUAGAUGGGUUGGGCAAUAUCAAGUGGCAGAGUUUUAAUUUUCCAACUGAUGUAAUGCUUUGGGGUCAGAGACUAAGUGUGGCUUCUAGGUUGAUUUCAUUUCCAAUCAACUCCACUUCAUACUACUCACUUGAAAUUGAACAGAGCAGGAUUGCUCUCUACUUGAAUUCUGGUAAGUGGAACUAUUCCUAUUGGGAAUUUAAGCCUACCAAGAACAGAAACAUCGCUUAUGUUCAACUGGGUCGCAAGGGUUUAGAGUUAUUCAAUGACAAACUAAAGAAAAUUGCACAGAUUCAUCCAUCUGAUCAUCAAACAGUUCAGUUUGGUCAGCCCCUGAGGUUCUUAGCAUUGGGGAACAGAACAGGAAAUUUGAAGCUAUAUUUUUACUCACCCAGCAUUGCUAAAUUUGAUGCUGCUUUUCAAGCACUCAACACCACAUGUGAUCUUCCAUUGGCUUGUAAGCCUUAUGGGAUUUGCACCUUGUCCAGUGCUUGUUCAUGCAUUCAAGUGUUGAUAGCUGAAAAUGAGACCAGUAGAAGUGAUAAUUCUGAUUGCAGUCAAGGAAUUUCAGGUGGGUUUUGUGGCAAUGGCAAGACUAAAGCAGAGAUGCUUGAAUUAACGGGUGUUGGUAGUGUUUUAAGGGGUGCUCCUAAAAUAGUUAAUGUGAGCAAAGAAGCAUGUGCUAAUUUGUGCUUAGAAGACUGUAAUUGUACAUCUGCAUUAUAUUCAACUGCAAAAGGAGGCAUGGAAGUAGAAGAGUGCUUUCUUUAUGGAAUGGUAAUUGGGGUUAAACAGGUUGAAAGGGGAAGUGGAUCGAGCUACAUGGUUAAGGUUCGAAAAGGAGCUCAUGGGGGCCAUGGAAAGUCCAAUUUGAAAAGGUGGGUUUUGGUCCUGGUGGGAGUGGUUGAUGGGUUGAUUAUUCUUCUGGUUUUUGGCGGCCUUGGCUACUACUUGAUAAAGAAGAGAAGAAAACACACAUUGCCUAAUGGCCAUAACAGUUGACUGUAUUUGUUACCAGGUUUUCUUGUCUGU
Prunus mume (Japanese apricot) is the source of this 1506-nucleotide messenger RNA. RefSeq names its product D-mannose binding lectin protein with Apple-like carbohydrate-binding domain-containing protein. Lineage: Eukaryota; Viridiplantae; Streptophyta; Magnoliopsida; Rosales; Rosaceae. The record is from RefSeq and is a predicted model, not a curated record.